AUGGAAGAAGAAACGGACGGUUCACCGGUAGAAGGUGGCAUGAACCAUGUUCUGUCCCUCGGUUCGACAUCUCGUGAUCUGCAGACGGCAUAUCUCAUCAUCAGCCUGGUGCUGUCGGUAGGAUGCGGCCUGCUGCUCAUCUUGUUGGUUUGGAAGAAAGAGUAUCUCCAAAAGCCCAGCCACUAUCUGCGGUGUAACCUGGCGGCAGACGACAUCAUCUUCACCGGCUGCCUGAUUCCCGUACGUGUGUACGCACUUUUCCGGCAAGAUGCCCGCGGGGGACAGGUGUGGUGCGCGGCUGAGGGACUGUUAGGGCCCGUAUGUUUGAUGUCCAUGUACGGUACAUACCUGAUGAUGGCAGUCGAUCUGUACUACUUUGUGUGUGAUCCUCUACACUACCAUGACAAAGUCACCACAAAACGUGUGGUCCUGGGCAUCUUGGCGUUCAGAGCCUUCUCCCUCUUCUUUGGAAUAGCGUUUGCGGCUUUUGUCGGACUGCCCAAAUACAGCUGGCGUUGUGAGAUGGUCACGGGCCCCUCGAACAGUGCUUUAGCCAUUUUCAUGAGCGUGAGCGUACUUUUCUUCCUACUCGUUGCUCUCUCGAUCUCAAUAAUCUACUGCCGUGUCUUCAAGGAAGCCAGGAGACAGCAGGAGAGGGAUGAGAACCGUGACCUGUGGAUGUUCCAGACCAAGGCGUUCAAAAUGAUGGUGCCGCAUGCUAUCGUUUUGACUGCAUCCAUAACCACUACCAGCUUCUACGCAGCCAUGCUACUAGCUCUGGUCAGUGAGGAACAGAUGUCACAACGUGCCCUGAUCAUCGCUGAGCGCGUGACCAUCCUCCUGUACCUGACGUUAUCGUCCGUGGCCAACCCCCUCAUCUACAGCUUCCGGCUGCCAGAGUUCCGUCGAGCCUGUAGGGAGCUGUGCGGAUGGCAAACCAACCCACCGGUGGUACCGGCAAGGCGGCACGGCCAGGACGACGUGCAUAUGGAGAUGGCCGCUAUCACCAGUCUUGGGCACGGUGCACCGGCCUCAGAAUUGGCGCCAGCACAAACCUCUGCCGAGGGCCUGAUCACGCAGCCGACGGCGGAAGGCGUACCAUCCAACCAGGCACAAACGCAGACAACCCAGGAAGACAUGACCCCCGGACAACCUCCUCGUCCAGGACACGGUGGCCGUGAGACCGCUUCAGGGCGACCGUUCCGGGUAACAGUGCGUGCAGAGGUGCAUGCUGAACCAGCACCGUGUCCUGUACAGGGAGACCCGACGGCGACCCUUCCUGGACAACUACACAAGGAUGCCAGAACAGCAGACGUCUCGACACUAACUCUGCACACCGAGACCGACGAGCCAACAACAGGACACACUUUGGAUCACCCACCUGCGCGUACAAAGUUGGCAUGGGAGGAACGUACAAGCCAGUGCAACGAAGGCCAUCCCUAA
This is a messenger RNA of Branchiostoma belcheri (Belcher's lancelet), 1443 nucleotides long. Its product is annotated as lysophosphatidic acid receptor 3-like. Gene Ontology annotation, cellular component: membrane. Gene Ontology annotation, molecular function: G protein-coupled receptor activity. The transcript has a single exon. The record is from RefSeq and is a predicted model, not a curated record. Gene Ontology annotation, biological process: G protein-coupled receptor signaling pathway. NCBI's taxonomy places the organism in Eukaryota, Metazoa, Chordata, Leptocardii, Amphioxiformes, Branchiostomatidae. The coding region runs from base 1 to 1443 and encodes 480 amino acids.